AUGGAAGGCUACGAUUCGCUGAGUGCGUAUGCAGCAACUUACCCAUCCUUACAGAUUCACAGAAGCUUCUCUAUACUGAACCAGCGCACUGUAAAUCUGCUGGAGGCGGAGCUUGCCGAGAAAGAGAGACAACUUGUCAUUGCUAUAGAGAAUGACCGCCAGUCAGAAGACAGUGAGAGGAGGCGAUAUUCCCUUCAUUUUGGCACAUUACUCAAGGCAAACCCAGUUGGUGACAACAACUACCCCAAACAGAAGGCUCUGGCUCUCGAAGUGGCAGGCUUGUUAAAGCAGUACAUACCUGAUACAGAUGAUUUACUUCUCCAGAACCAUGCUCUGAAUAAGCUUCGGACGGUGCGAAAGUUCGAUCUAGAGUGUGUGCGAAACGUGUUGAAGAGACAGCCUGAUAUUGAGUCUGGUUUCUUUCUUUCUGGGGCAGAACUCUCCACAUGGGCCGAAGAAAAUGAAAGAGAUCUUGUUUCACUGAGAAACCACAACGAUGAUCUGGAUGCACUUUCAACAUUGAUUGAUUGGCUUGUACAAAGAUUCUACUUUGGAAUAUGGAAAAAGGCACCACGGGAACGGUUUCCAGUACCUCGGUGCUGGGCUCCUCUCCACCCUGCUGAUAUGGCCUGGUAUCCUGACGGAACAUUGACUCCUAUCGUCGGCAUCGUCACGAUAGUUCUCGCAUCUGCUUUGCCCUCGCUAUCAGCAUUCGGUCUUUUUUGGGUCACUGAUCCCCUCAUCAGGAUUGGAAUGGUCGUCUUGCUGUCCUUCCUUUUCAGUUCAGCUCUAGCACUCGUCGGUGUCCCCCGCCGUAUCGAUGCUUUUGUCGCGUCGUCGACUUAUAUUGCCGUGCUCUUGGUCUUUGUAGGGAGC
Exophiala aquamarina CBS 119918 is the source of this 876-nucleotide messenger RNA. RefSeq lists its product as uncharacterized. The transcript is spliced from 2 exons. The record is from RefSeq and is a predicted model, not a curated record. Lineage: Eukaryota; Fungi; Ascomycota; Eurotiomycetes; Chaetothyriales; Herpotrichiellaceae. The annotation marks the transcript as partial.